Knipowitschia caucasica is the source of this 294-nucleotide messenger RNA. Lineage: Eukaryota; Metazoa; Chordata; Actinopteri; Gobiiformes; Gobiidae. The record is from the annotation of a GenBank genome assembly.
AUGGAGGAGGUCAGUGAUGGAGGAGGUCAGAGAUGGAGGAGGUCAGAGAUGGAGGAGGAGGACAGUGAUGGAGGAGGUCAGAGAUGGAGGUCAGUGAUGGAGGAGGUCAGUGAUGGAGGAGGUCAGAGAUGGAGGAGGUCAGUGAAGGAGGAGGUCAGAGAUGGAGUGAUGGAGGAGGUCAGUGAUGGAGGAGGUCAGAGAUGGAGGAGGUCAGUGAAGGAGGAGGUCAGUGAUGGAGGAGGUCAGAGAUGGAGGAGGUCAGUGAUGGAGGAGGUCAGAGAUGGAGGUCAGUGA